GGAAGAUGAAGCUGGUGAAGUUGCUGCUGCAGAACGACAGCAUUAGAGCGCUGGCGCUGAAGUUUUACGAGCCGGACUGCUUGGAAGACGAAUUGCUGCAAUGUGCAGAGACGAUUACUCUCGCACUAUACAAAGACAAAGAACAGUCUUCUUCUCGCGGGACUUUCAGAUACAAUUUGUUUUCUACAAACUUAGCAAAGGCAAAAAAGGAAACGCCCCUAGAAUGUCUGCCACCAACAUCUCCUGCCUUGCUUCAGCACUGUAAACGAGUGUACUAUCAAAUCCAGGUGUGGCUUCAGCAUAGAUUAGAUCCCUGCUUGUGGGGAUGGACAAGACAGGGUAAUAUUCUCAUUCCGAUCAUGUCUGAAGCAGAUCCCGCACCAAAAGAACUGUUACAAAAGGUUUCCUGUGGAUGCCAAGGGCCCUGCAAAUCGAAGCGAUGUAACUGCCGAAAAGCCGGUCUAAAGUGCAACCCUGCUUGCAAAGUAUGCCGAGGAAAAUCGUGCAACAACUCAAAGAGAUGGACUGCUACAGAACCCGAUAAUGAGGACUUAACAGAAGAUGAUGAGACCUCAUCAAGCAGCCACGAUGCAACGACCGAUGACGAGGAAAUUAACGAAGGACUUUAAUGACUUUGACCUUCAA
Molecule: messenger RNA, 645 nt
Organism: Acanthoscelides obtectus
Lineage: Eukaryota; Metazoa; Arthropoda; Insecta; Coleoptera; Chrysomelidae
Source: the annotation of a GenBank genome assembly